AUGGCUACCCCAGCAGACAUGAGCACAGAGGAAAGGAAAAGACAAUACAGUGCACUCCGACGAGCUGUAGUGAAGUCAUGCUCAGCACCAUUGCUGGCCAAGUUUCAACUCUGUUCGGACAGUGAAAGGUUCACGAUGUUGAAGCAAUGGAUGGUGGGCGAGGGACACGUCGAUAGUAUCUCCGUUGAAGAACGCUUCGUCAAAUGGAGUGAAGAGAUCCGCUCAGACAGGUUCAAGAAGCUGAGCAACGAGAUUCCGAAGUGCAUCAAUGAGUUGAAAAGCCUUAACGUGCGGAAUUCCGGUGAAUUGGUCCAAGUCUUGACGGCGCACAACCAACGUGUCGGGGAUCUAUGGGUUGCUGCUCAAAAAAUGGCAGACCUUCCUGCAUCUGAUCUUCUUCACCAUGGUGUUUACGAGUUUCUUGAUGAACAAAAGGAGAUUUUGAAACCGAUGGAAACCGACUUGCGGGAUGGCAAGCAUCGCAUCUCCCUUGCCAAAGGGCCUCGCAAGAAUAAGUCGAAGCCGCAGGGAGAGCUCCACGAAGCCAGUUCUGCGGGAGAGUUGGAAGGGUCCGGUGAGGAGUGA
Durusdinium trenchii is the source of this 585-nucleotide messenger RNA. The record is from the annotation of a GenBank genome assembly. Lineage: Eukaryota; Dinophyceae; Suessiales; Symbiodiniaceae.